This is a messenger RNA of Carassius auratus (goldfish), 1766 nucleotides long. RefSeq names its product tRNA (guanine(37)-N1)-methyltransferase. Gene Ontology annotation, cellular component: mitochondrial matrix; cytoplasm. The record is from RefSeq and is a predicted model, not a curated record. The transcript has 5 exons. Lineage: Eukaryota; Metazoa; Chordata; Actinopteri; Cypriniformes; Cyprinidae. Bases 344 to 1687 code for a protein of 447 amino acids. Gene Ontology annotation, biological process: mitochondrial tRNA methylation; tRNA N1-guanine methylation. Gene Ontology annotation, molecular function: tRNA (guanine(37)-N1)-methyltransferase activity.
GACGUAGUGUAAAGCGUGUUCGUAUGGCUGCCGGCUGGAGAGGGUGAUCUGUGACAGUUUAUUUUGUUUUUAUUAUAAAACUAAAAGUUUUGAGUGUGGUUAAUAACACGGUUUAAGCUCUGUGGCUAAACUAUCUUGUAGUUCAUUAUCAAGUGUAGAUAAAAGUCUGUUGCUGAAAUUGUGCAUUUAUAUAAUUUUUUGUGUAUAAUUCACGAAAACGUGAUCUGCCAGACUUGUGUUCCUGUUCCAGAAACAUCACAGUUGUAUCUCUCAGUCUCAGAAUUUCAACCAAUUUGUAAGAAUUUCCCUCCAGUUCUCCUUUGUUGUCCAUUCUCAGAAAGCCAUGACUGGCCAUCCGCAGACUGAUUUGGGGCUCUACAAGCCCCCUCAGACAGUCCGGGGCAUGACAGAACUGGACCGCGCAGCUUUCAGUCAAACAGUCAGUGUUCCUGCCAUACGGAUACCAACCCAAGUUCUCAACAAAGUGGUCAAGGGUUUGAAGAAAGUGGCACUACAGAGGCCAGGACUCAAACGGGUUGUCGAGGACCACAGUGAAGAUGGAAAUACAUACAGUAGUAAAGGAGAACAUCGGCUGCUGCUUUUGGACCCAAACAACAUUACAUAUGCAGAUUCAUUUGGCAGCGAGGAGGCAGAAGCUCUGAAAGCAUAUGGGGUGCCUCAGGAGAUCCAUAAGUACCAACUGAAACUCACCUAUGAGAACCUUAAGAGUGAAGAGAUACUGCGAGCUGUACUUCCUGAAGGACAGGAUGUAACAUCAGGAUUUAGUAGAGUGGGCCACAUCGCCCACAUGAACCUGAGAGACCACCAGCUCCCCUACAGAAAACUAAUUGGUCAAGUAAUCAUAGAUAAGAACCCCGGCAUUACGUGUGUGGUCAACAAGACCAACACCAUUGAUUCCACUUACAGGAACUUCCAAAUGGAGGUUUUGGCAGGAGAGAGUAACAUGGUGGCAAAAGUACGCGAGAAUGGCGUAUUGUACGAGUUUGAUUUCUCUCUGGUGUACUGGAACCCUCGACUAAGCACUGAACACGAGCGUAUCGUUUCCCUUCUUCAGCGUGGUGAUACCGUAGUGGAUGUUUUCGCCGGGGUCGGUCCAUUCGCGAUCCCAGCAGCCCGUCGAGGCUGCGAGGUCCUCGCUAACGACUUGAACCCGGAGUCCUUCCGUUGGCUCCAGCACAAUGCUAAACUCAACAAGGUUGACCGAAAAAUAACAUCAUUUAACAUGGAUGGACGAGACUUCAUCCGAGGACCUGUACAGGAGCGCCUGCCUGCUCUAAUGAAGGGAUCACAAAAGAUUCAUGUGGUGAUGAACCUUCCCGCACUGGCUCUAGAGUUCCUUGAUGCUUUCAGAGGUCUGCUGGGCCCAGAGCCAGACCAGAGUCUUUCCUGUCUGGACGACAACCUGCCACAGGUGCAUUGCUACGGGUUCUCCAAAGAAGAUGACACUCAGAGGGAUGUAGUGGAGCGGGCCGAGGCGAGUUUAAAGAUUUCCCUGCAAGGACAGUGUCCUGUGCACCUGGUGAGGAAUGUGGCACCCAAUAAGGAGAUGAUGUGUGUGAGUUUUACCUUACCGAGAGGGGUCCUGUACAGCACACACACUCAAAACAGAGAUAUUUCAGAGGAGCCAUGUCCUAAGAAACAGAAGUGUGAGGAUCUGACAGACUGAAUUCACUCUGUGGUUGAAUGUUAAUAUGUUUUAGUUUUUUGUUCUUUUAAUUUUUUUAAAUAAAUUAUCAUUCAAUGUG